Messenger RNA from Penicillium paradoxum, 1848 nucleotides. Its product is annotated as putative PHD and RING finger domain protein. The transcript is spliced from 2 exons. Lineage: Eukaryota; Fungi; Ascomycota; Eurotiomycetes; Eurotiales; Aspergillaceae. Bases 1 to 1848 code for a protein of 615 amino acids. The record is from RefSeq and is a predicted model, not a curated record.
AUGUCAGAUACCUGUAUUGUUUGUUUAGGAGACCUUGGUGAAGCAGCGGGCGAUCCUCUGGAGCCUGUGAGCCUUGAUCUGAAGGAUGGCGACUUCAAAGAUGGACUCGAGGACUCCCAGAUCGCUCAGCUACUUCCCUGUGGUCAUGUCCUACAUAAUAAUUGCUUAAAACCAUGGGUUGAACGGGCGAACAGCUGUCCGAUAUGCCGACGCAGUUUCAAUAUGGUGGAGUUGAGUAACGAAGUUGGAGGCACUGUUACUUCAUCCUAUGCCGUUCAAGACCGAACACAAGUGGCCGAUGUUGAUCCUUCCAUGAUUAUUGAAUAUGUGGAGGAUGACCUGGCCGAUUUCCACCCGUGUACACUUUGCGGGCAAGCCGACAAUGAGGACGUUCUUCUUCUAUGCGAUGGAUGUGAUGCACCAUCUCAUCUAUAUUGUUUGGGACUUGAUGAAAUCCCCUCAGGAUCCUGGUACUGUCAACAAUGCGAGUCGCAACGUGCUCUGGGACCGGUACCCGAGGCACCAGCGCGGCCAUCUCGGGCGACCGAGCAGCGGAGUCGACGAACUAGAGCCCAGCAGAGGCGGCUACUGAGUUCGAACCAGGCGAAUUCCCUCCAUUGGGCGCGAGUCUGGCAGUCCGUUUGGGACCAUUUGAACCUCGAUCUUGAUUUCCCUUUCGACGAUGAUCGAUCUGCCGAACGUAUGAUGCAACAACGCCGUCGCGAGGAGGCCAACCAGCGUGACUUUCAAGCAUGGCAACGCCGCUUUGAGAUAGCCGAACGCCAAGGUGGUGGCCGACGAUUUCGCGACACGGCAUCUCUAUUCGACCUUGAGCAUGCCCGACCAUCGCGACCCCGGGUUCCCAGGGUUCCGACGCCGGAGCCUGAGUCCCUGGAAGAAAUGCGAGCUUGGAACGCCUUCGAAAGGGCACGAGAAAUUGAGAACAACCCCAACGCAGCUAGAAAGCGCAAAGAGCCGACCAUGUCACCGUCCCCUGAGCCCACAGAACCUGAGCGCAAGCUGAAGCGUCCUCGGACGAGAAGGCCCCAGGAGCUCGCAGCUCUCGCACAGCAAAGUCAAACUGGUGAAUCAUCCAGGGCUGCUGCCUCUAAUAUACGGCUCAAUGGUGAAAAUCCCACCGGACCAAGCUUCCUCUCGUCCCUAUUGAAGGAAGUCGAAGACGCUCCGAGUCGCACCCAUUCAUAUGGACCUUCGGCAUCAACAUCUGCUGCUCCUACCGAUCGCCCGUCUCCCGGUCCAUCUUCUCCCUCCAUCUCACCCUCCUCAUCACGUUACUCUUCUCCUGUUCUCUCAUCGGCCACACCGCCACCAUUCUCGCGAAGCCGGCCCAUCUCCCCACUCCAGCUCUCCUCCCCCGCCGAGCCGGCAUCACCUCCUUUCUCCCCCGAAGUAUCCUAUUCUGGCAGCCCAAUGGGGAAUGGUGCGAGCAAAGAUACUCCACACUCCCAUCCAGGUCGUCCUCGCUCCCGAAUCCCCCAACGGGCAUUGCAUCCCGGGGUCUCCCGAUCACCUGACUCAUCUCCUACUCGAGCCGGGCCAUCUCUAGCGCUCAAAGCCGACAUUCAGAAAAUGGUUGGCACUGCAUUGAAGCCUCACUUGAAGAAAAAGAUCAUCUCGAAAGAGCAAUAUACCAACAUCAAUCGGUCGAUCUCUCGCAUGCUAUAUGAGCGAGUCGGCGAUAAGGAAACGCUUGAGCCAGAUGAACGUACCAACCUCGAUACAGAGGCCAAACACGAAGUGCAGAAUACACUCGACGCCCUGAAGAGGAAGGGCAAAGAGAAACAGAAAGAGCGCAUGGUGGCGACCGACACAGACGGUGAUCUCUAA